Brassica rapa (field mustard) is the source of this 2292-nucleotide messenger RNA. RefSeq names its product protein tesmin/TSO1-like CXC 5. NCBI's taxonomy places the organism in Eukaryota, Viridiplantae, Streptophyta, Magnoliopsida, Brassicales, Brassicaceae. Gene Ontology annotation, biological process: regulation of DNA-templated transcription. The record is from RefSeq and is a predicted model, not a curated record. Gene Ontology annotation, cellular component: nucleus.
GAAGAAGAAGAAGAUGAACAAAAACCGAAAGUGUUCGCCUUUUAAUUCCUUUUCGUCAUCGUCUUUGUUCGAGAGCUAAAUCCCAAUAGAACCCUAAUUUCUCCCAUCUCUCUCUCUCUCUCAAAGCUUAUCUCUUUAUCAAAAUUCAAAGUCUCGUCUGAGCUUUUUAACAGCCGCCGAAUCUGUUCUUUUUCUUGUUUCUUCGCGCUCCGUCGCGGGAUACGGAUCUGGGUUUUCCCCUUUGUAUUUCCUUUGAGCUAAUUUGUGAUAAUUUCUCGGUCGGGGGAAAAUAGAAAAGGAAAUUUUUUUCUGGGUUCCUUGGAAAGUUUUAAGAUUUGAAAAUUUUCAGAUGGGUGAGGGCGGCGGCGGCGGAGGAGGAGGAGGAGAUUUCCCGCCAAAAAAGGACGGUGUAUCUGAUGAGUCUUGUUUCCAGGCGAAGAAGGAAGCAACGCAACUCGACUUCACUGGUGGUUCCGAUGAACAUUAUUCAGAGUCUCAUACCGUCGUCACUCCCUCUGUUACUCCACCGGUGACGACAACGCCCUCGCGGCUUCAUCCGGUGGCACGACCGGCUUUACCAGUGGUGACGUCACAAUCACAAUCACAAUCACAAAUCCUUAACGCGCCAAUCAGCCUUCCAAAGCCACCGGAAUCUCCAGAAUCUAGAGCAAGGCCGCCUAUUGUGGAAGGUAGAGAUGGAACCCCUCAAAAGAAGAAGCACUGCAACUGCAAACUCUCACGCUGCUUGAAACUGUACUGUGAGUGCUUUGCGGCCGGAACAUACUGUGAUGGUUGUAACUGUCUCAACUGUUUCAACAAUGUUGAUAACGAACCCGCAAGACGAGAUGCUGUGGAAGCAACUCUGGACCGGAAUCCAAAUGCAUUCAGACCCAAAAUCGCUAGCAGUCCGCAUGGUGUGAGGGAUAAAAAGGAGGAGAUUGUGUUGUUAGGGAAACAUAACAAAGGAUGCCACUGCAAGAAAUCAGGAUGUCUUAAGAAGUAUUGUGAGUGUUUCCAAGCAAACGUUCUUUGUUCAGAGAACUGUAGAUGUUUAGGUUGCAAAAACUUUGAGGGAAGUGAAGAGAGACAAGCUUUGUUUCAUGGUGAACAUGCCAACAACAUGGCUUAUCUCCAGCAAGCAGCAAAUGCAGCCAUUACUGGAGCUGUUGGUUCUUCCGGCUUUGCUCCUUUCCCAGCACCUAAGAGAAGGAAGGGUCAAGAUAUUUCUUUCAACCAAGCGACCAAUGAUUCGUCUAUGCAUAGACUUGGCCAGUUUCAACAGGCAAGUAAUGGAAGAACUAGUGGCCCAACCUCAACUACAUCUCCGGCAAAUGUUUCUAGGGCUGGUGGCAAUUCAUCAGCUCCAUCAAAGUUUGUAUAUAGGUCUCUCUUAGCAGAGAUAAUCCAACCGCAAGAUGUGAAAGCACUUUGCUCAGUUUUGGUCGCUGUAGCUGGAGAAACAACAAAGACAUUAACAGAUAGAAGAAAUGAAACAGAGAAACGGGUUGAAGAUCAAACAGAAACAUCUUUAGCUUCUUAUAACUCACAAGGCAAUAAAACUGAUGGAAGUCAAGCUGAUGGUUCUAAAGGAGAUCCGCUAUCUCCAGCAACUUUGGCUUUGAUGUGUGAUGAACAAGACAGUCUCUUCAUGGUGGCAGCAGCUGAACCUAAUGGUUCAGUGGACCCUGGUGGCUGCGGAACAAACUCACAGGGGCAGUCAGAGAUUUACGCAGAGAAGGAGAGAGUGGUGUUAACCAAGUUCAGAGAUUGCCUUACUCGACUUAUCUCUUACGCAGAUUUCAAAGAAUCAAAGUGUUCAUAUUUAGCUAGAAGCCAUAUACAGUCACCCUCAACAGUUCCAACGGUGACUGUGAAAACCGAGAAUGGGAUUCAGCAAAGACCACCAGUUGUAAAUGGAGCUUCACUAACCACUACUCAACCUGCACUCAACAAACCACAACUGGUGCAGCCGACGACCACAACAGAUACCUCAAGCAGUCAUCAUCCUCAUAAACCUCCAGCUCUAGAGGAGAAUAAAGACACCUCUGAGUCAAAUAAAGUGUACUCUACGUAGGACAACAAUAAGUUUACCAGAGAGAACAUAAACAACAUGGUGAGAUCCGCCUCACCACCGCCACAUUGGCAGGUGAAUUAGAGAAUAAUAGACACAACUUUUCACUCUUCCUUUUCUUCUUUAAGUCUACUCUCCAAAGCCCCUGGCUGGUGUAGAUUUUGCAGAGCUUUGUUUCUUUACUACACAGAGUUUUAUAUUACUAGUUAGUUUGAUGUGUU